Syngnathus acus (greater pipefish) is the source of this 2014-nucleotide messenger RNA. Its product is annotated as regulator of G-protein signaling 9-like. Gene Ontology annotation, biological process: G protein-coupled receptor signaling pathway; intracellular signal transduction; regulation of G protein-coupled receptor signaling pathway. Bases 95 to 1864 code for a protein of 589 amino acids. The transcript has 17 exons. The record is from RefSeq and is a predicted model, not a curated record. NCBI's taxonomy places the organism in Eukaryota, Metazoa, Chordata, Actinopteri, Syngnathiformes, Syngnathidae.
AAUGCAACACCGCCCUCAAGUGGGCAGUUGUGUAAUUAUUCUGUGGUCGAAAAAUGCCGUCUCCUCAUUGGUCGAUUCCUCUUAGUUUUUAGUUAUGGUGCGUUCAAACACAACGGAAUUGAGCAUUGCUGUUAUAAACGGUUACCGUUUACAAUCGAAGGAAUUUAAUAGCGCCUUAACCUAUUUUAAAAACGCACGUGUAUUUUGUUGCAAAUGUAGUAAUCCAUCACUGCAAUAUCGUCAAUUUGCCCGCUAUAUCCAAAUCAAACCAUUUCCGAGCUCGUUGGGAGCACGGGAAGGCACCACCGGUAUUGAUUAUCCCAAGUCCCCAUCCAGCCAGCAUCCCUACACGACAGCUCGCAGUUGCAUUGAGUGCGUGUGUGUGUCUGUAUGUGGUAAGUGGACAUUAUCACCAGGAAUCAUGACAAUUAGAAACACUCUGCGGGAUCACGGACAGAGAUAUCGGCCAAGGAUGGCGUGUCUUAAAAAGGCGGAAAAGGUACUGCUGGAGAUGCAGGAUCCCAAAUCGGGGGUGAAGUCUCAGCCGCAGCGACUGGUCAUCACCACCAUACCGCACGCUAUUACUGGCGAAGAUAUGGUUGCGUGGCUGGCGGACAGAUUCCAAAUCGACUCGAGAGAGGCCAGGAGUUUGGGUUCCAUGCUUGUGGCGCUGGGUUUCGUGUACCCGCUGCAGGACCACAAACGUUUGCUGCUCAAACCCGACGCGUCGCUUUAUCGCUUUCAGACGCCAUAUUUCUGGCCUGCCCAGCAGUGGCCUGUGGAGGACACAGAUUACGCAAUCUACUUGGCCAAGAGGAACAUCCGCAAGAAGGGAAUCCUGGAGAUGCACGAGCAGGAGCAGUACAAUCGCCUUCACAAGUGGAUGAAUCACAAGUGGGACUUCAUUGUGAUGCAGGCGAAGGAACAAUACAGGGCUGCCAAGGAGAGGAAGAAACCGGACCGUGUGGUGUUUGACUGUCAGGAGAGGGCCUACUGGGUGGUCCACAGACCCCCGCCUGGCACCGUGAGCGCCAUGGACUACGGACUCGAUCGGCAUAUCGAUCCAAACGCAGAUGAGGUGAAAACGCCCGACUACUAUGAGAGAAUUAUGAUCUUCACCCAGCAGUCCAUCAUGAGGCCCAGAGUCAAGUCAUCGGUGUCCAUUGGCGCAUUGGUGAAAUAUAGCGCCACCUACAACAGCCACGACCCGUUCCUCUCCAAAUGUCUUCCCAGCAACCCCUGGCACACAGACGACGUCACAUACUGGACCUUGAACAUGCCCAAUGUGGAAACGCCAACCAAGAUGCGUGUCGAGCGCUGGACGUUCAGCUUCGGCGAGCUGCUCUUGGACCCUCGAGGGCGCGACGACUUCAGGCGCUUUUUGAAGAAAGAGUUCAGCGGUGAAAACUUGGCAUUCUGGGAAGGCUGCGAGGAUUUAAAGUGGGGCACGGCGGCGACCAUGCGGGAGAAGGCCGAGCAGAUAUAUAAGACUUUCCUGGCCCGCGGUGCACCAAGGUGGAUCAACAUCGACGGGAAGACGAUGGAGAUCACGGUGAACGGCUUGAAGCAUCCGCACAGAUACGUGCUGGACGCCGCCCAGACUCACAUCUACAUGCUCAUGAAGAAGGAUUCGUAUGGCCGUUACAUGAAGUCUCAGGUGUUCAAGGACACGUUGAAGAAGGCCAUUUGCCCUGAGGAGCACAAGUUCACGGACACCCAGUUGGAGCAGAACGCCAAGAACCGGCGGCCCAGCCUCAGUCCCAUCAUCCUCCGGCAGCAGGAGCUGGAGCAGCGCGCCAAGAUGGCUGCCAACGCGCCCGUGGACAUUACGCAGGUCAUGAGCAAACUCAGCAGGCAGAAAUGAAAAUGCUGUGUGUCAGGUUCCAGAUCACAUUCAUCAUUUUGAGCAGUUUUGCAAAUAUGUUAAUUAGUGUAUUGUUAUCAGUAUUAUGAUUGCCCACAACAUAUAAAUCACCUUUUCCUCCAUAUUUAAAUCGACCAAAUUACUAAUAAA